Messenger RNA from Misgurnus anguillicaudatus (oriental weatherfish), 2441 nucleotides. RefSeq names its product C-type mannose receptor 2-like. NCBI's taxonomy places the organism in Eukaryota, Metazoa, Chordata, Actinopteri, Cypriniformes, Cobitidae. The record is from RefSeq and is a predicted model, not a curated record.
CACUGCAUGUUAAUCCAUCACCAAUGGAAAGAUUUAUUCAUUUUCUGCUUUUCUCAGGAUUCUGGACGUUCACACAGAGCAACUCAAAUGAAUAUAUUCUCAUCCAGGAGAAUAAGACCUGGGCCGAUGCACAAGUUUACUGCAAAAAUGUUCACAUCGACUUGGCCUCGGUUGCAAGCAAUGAACAACAGACACAUCUACAAGAAGCAGUUAGUGCUGCGCUGCCUCCACUGGCUUGGACUGGACUGUUCAGACGCAAUAACAGUUGGCUUUGGACCUAUCAAUCUGAGAAAUUGACAUUUGCAUUCUGGAAGCCUGGAAGGCCAAACAACUACGAUGGAAAAGAGGAUUGUGCUGCCAUCAAUGCCAGUGGAUGGGUGGAUAUGGCAUGCAGUGAAUUGUUUCCAUUUUUUUGCUACGAUGUGAGCGGAGCAGGCAGUUUUGUUUUUAUCCCUGAAUUACAUUCACGGUAUGCUGCUCGGAUCUACUGCUCACAGUAUCACACAAGCCUGGCCACCAUUCGAAAUCAAACUGAAAAUGACCUGCUGCUGAAUAUGAUGGCAGGAUAUGAAAAUGCAUGGAUUGGUCUAUUUAAGACUGGCUGGUGGUGGUCAGAUGGAACAAGUUCUGCCUUGUUCCCCAUAACCUGGAGCGCUGGACAACCUGACGUGACUGGCCUGCACCCACUUUGUGCCGCUACAACUCUUAAUGGAUUCGAUGAUCGACUCUGCCCAGAGACCCUUCCAUUUAUCUGCUUAAAAUAUACAAAGAGUCAGAUUGUGAGAGUGGAGGUGAAAUCGAGUCAGAAUCUAAAUGAUCCUGCAGUGAUGGAGAUCAUCUUACAGUCGAUAAAGAAGAAACUGAAGGAUCGUGGGAUAGGGAAUGACACAACAUUGACAUGGAGACUGCAGCCAGAUGGAAAUGUUUUCUCAUUAAAACAUGAAAGUGAAGAGAACCUUAACCCCUGUCCAAACACUUUCUUUUAAAUAUAACAGUUACCAUAUUUAAUAUUUAGGACUGUUAGUCAUUUAAAUGAAAUUUAUUUGAAUUUAACUGGAUAAAAUGUUGUGUGCACACCGCCAGUAACUUACGCUGACAGACUGACACAAUCUUGAUCAUUUAAAUUAAAGUUUGGUGACUUUUGACAACACAAGCGACAGUGAACAUUGGCAACAUGAAAGUGAGUGUGUCCAGCUACUAGACAAAGUUGAAAAUAGUAAAAUUUGAUGCAAAUUAUCCUUUGGGAGCGACUUCCAAUGAGAGUGAAGCAGUGAAGUUUACAUUGUUUGUUUAUUGUAGUAAAACUAGAGAACCUCUUUUAACGACCUCAUUAAAAAGAGAUUGGUGACACACAGCGGCAAAGUUUCUGGUGAUGUGCACACAGCAUUAGAAGUCAAUUUUUGUUUUUAUUAUUGUUUUCAUUCAAGUCUGUCAUUGGACUGCUAUAUCUAUUUUACAGUAAACUUUGUCAUAGUUGAGUAGAUUUAGAGUCUGUACACAUGAUGAGGGUUCACGUUCUGUAUUCUUAUUAUCUCUUUAUAUGCAUACGCAGGUUUUUGUCGAGGUGUGAUGCUUGUAGUAGCAGUAAGGGUCGCAUGCACUAACUGUAAAGUCUUUAAAAGAAUACUUUGAAUUUAACUAAAAAAAAAAACUCGAAUUGUAGAAAAAUUUUAUUAUGGGAUGUCAUUCUAUUGUAUUUUUUUGUGUAACCUUUAACCUGAAGUAUUUAGUUUAAGAAAUCAACUUUUAAACAUAAUUAAUGAAAAGAUUAUUAUAAAAUGUAAGGUAGUGAUUGAAACAUUUAAACCUGUAUCUGUAUUCCUUCUGGCCACAACCCUGUUUUUUGCCAUAGUAAUUCAUUAGUUUAUUGGUUUUCUCUGUGCAUUCAUAGUCCUGCCUGUAUUUAGUUUAAUUUGUCAGUCAUUAAUUGUAGUAUAAUAAACCUAAACCUACAUGCAGGGCUUCACUUUUAUUAUUUUAUUUGCUUAAACUGUACUUUGAUUAAACCCAGGGCCGGCGCCACCUAUAGGCAGAGUAGGCAAUUGCCUAGGGCCUUGAGCUUAGAGGUGGGGCCUCCAUAGCCAUAAAAUUCCUAUACGCUAAUACACCAAUCAGGAUGGACAGCAACAAGUGUCUCUUUGUCUAUUGGCUAUAAAUGAAUUGUCACUCACCUGUAGUAAAACCACUUAUGUGGGUCCAGCAGCUCCCGCCCUCUGAACGUAAGAUAAGAUCGAUAUGCAAACAAGUUUUUUCUGCAAAAAGUCAAUGAUUUAUGAUGGCGCCUAAACGAGUGCAUCCUUCGGGGGCUGCUAAGCGAAAGGCAAAGCAGGCACGCAAAGAAAGUGCAGAGCGUGAUAAAGGUAUGUGGUUUGUCAUCAUCUUUUGAAGUAAUUUGUAAUGUAACCUGCCAAAUCCGGAUCAUUCACUUUAUUUUACUGACU